Culex pipiens pallens (northern house mosquito) is the source of this 3120-nucleotide messenger RNA. RefSeq names its product rhophilin-2 (gene Rhp). The coding region runs from base 121 to 2487 and encodes 788 amino acids. The record is from RefSeq and is a predicted model, not a curated record. The transcript has 9 exons. NCBI's taxonomy places the organism in Eukaryota, Metazoa, Arthropoda, Insecta, Diptera, Culicidae. Gene Ontology annotation, biological process: signal transduction; negative regulation of stress fiber assembly. Gene Ontology annotation, molecular function: protein binding.
GUUAGUGGUUCCAUGUGAUUGAUUUUGGGGGAAACGUGUCGGAGUGGUUUUUUCGAGAUUGUUGUUUUGAGCUGAGUGGAAAAAGUACAGCAAACCGGCAUCGUGGAGCACUUUCUCAGCAUGGGCUACCUGCAGGAUUUGCAGCUCAAGGGUUCCGACCCUCGGGCGGCCACCUGCCGGGGGAAGCUCCAGAACCGGCGCUGCAAGCUCAACCAGGAAAUCAACAAAGAGCUCCGGCUGCGGGCCGGCGCCGAGAACCUGUACAAGGCCACCACCAACAAGAAGCUCAAGGACACGGUGGCGCUGGAGCUCAGCUUUGUCAACUCGAACCUGCAGCUGCUCAAGGAGCAACUCUCGGAGCUGAACUCGUCGAUGGAAAUCUACCAGAACGAGGGGCUGGAUUACGUCAUACCGAUGAUCCCGCUCGGGCUGAAGGAAACCAAAGAGGUCAGCUUCAUGGAACCCUUCUCGGACUUUAUCCUGGAGCACUACAGCGAGGACUCGAACGUGUACGAGGACGCGAUCGCGGACAUUACCGAUACGAGACAGGCCGCAAAAACCCCGACCAGAGAUGGCCAAGGCGUGGCGCUGCUGUUCCGCUACUACAACCUGUUGUACUACGUCGAGAGACGAUUUUUUCCGCCCGACCGAAGCCUGGGGGUUUACUUUGAGUGGUAUGACUCGUUGACCGGGGUUCCCUCGUGUCAGCGGACGGUCGCGUUCGAGAAGGCGUGCAUCCUGUUCAACCUGGCCGCCAUCUACACCCAGAUCGGGGCCCGUCAGGACCGGUCCUCGGAGAAGGGCCUGGACGCGGCGGUGGACAACUUUCUGCGGGCGGCCGGCGUGUUCAAGCACAUCUACGACACGUUCACGAACGCGCCCUCGAUGGACCUUAAACCACAGGUUCUGGAAGUGCUGGUGGCACUGAUGUUGGCGCAGGCACGCGAGUGUCUCUACGAGAAACUAUUACUACAGCUAGAAGAAAUGACCAAUGUUGAUUGCAGUUCGCUCCACCGCAAUCUGUCCGGCGAGGCGACCCAGCUGACGCGCGAGUACCAGGAGAUCCACCGCAUAAUCCAGAGCAACGAGGCGCACACCUACCUUCCCGAGUGCUGGGCCGGCCUGGUCCCGCUCAAGUCCGAACACUACCGAGCGCUUGCCCACUACCACACGGCCAAGUCGAUUGACGCCGCCCUGCACAGCUUCAAGGCCACCAGCACGCCGUCCAAGGGCAAGCCCCAACCCAAGGGCUUCGGUGGAAGUACGCAAACGCUCACUCGAGACACCUUCAUCUACGACGAGUCGUCCCUCGAGGGCGAUCUCAACCCGGCGAUGCUGAAGAAGGCCCACCUGCGCGAAUCGCUGUCUAGUCACGAAGAGGCCGCCCGGCUGCAGCGAAUGUGCCGCGAGCUCAAGAACAAGAUCGCGCUCACGAAGGUGCUGAACUACGCGCUGGAGAAGACGGCCGAAGAGCUGGAGAUGCUGGACCUGGAGCUGGACGGCGCCGGCUACCUGGACGAGGACAUCGACCUGAUUGACGUGACGCUCAACACUACCUCCAAGUACACCAUCUCCCUGACCGGCCCGGACUUUACCGCGUACAAGAUCGAGGACCCCUUCCGGAAGCUCGGCCCGAUCGCCAUCUUCUCGGCACGGCGUCACUGGACGGCCCCUCGCUGCAUUCGCCUCCAAAAAGGUGGCAACACGAUGCUCAUGACCGGCGGCGGAACGCUGGAUCGACGUCGCUACCACCACCUCGGAGGAGGCGGCAGCAGCAGCCAAAGCAGUCACAGCAGCAGCAGCGGAAGCAGCGCCGGAAGUAGCAACGGAGACGGUGGUCCACGGCAAAAGUGCCAGUGUGGCAACAAGACCAACUACUACAACGACCUGAGGUCGUGCGACGUGUGCUUCAAGAGUGUGUCGAACGCGUCGGACGGGACGGGUGUGGGAUCGACGCCGGCGGGGACCACCGGAAGUAGUGCGGGAAGCGACUGUGGAGGGGAUGCGAGUAGCGGUGGUGGAAGCAGCGUUCUGGUGGAUAACUUUGAGAGCUUUGGGUUCCACGUGCGGGGCGAUGCGCCGGUUAUGAUUUCCAGCGUGGAGAUUAACUCGUUGGCGGAUCUCGGCGGCAUCAAAGAGGGCGACUUCAUCGUGGAGCUGUGCGGCAUCGACGUCAAGUGGUACAACCACCAGCAGGUGCUGAAGCUGAUCCGGAACUGCACCAACAGCCUGGACCUGAAGGUGAUCACCCCGAUGGAUCGCAACUAUUUGAAGCCAAUGGCCUCAACCCACUCGAAGGGCUCCAUUUCCACGCUGUCGGGCAGCUCCUCCGGAGUGUCCUCCGGUGCACCCAGCCCGACCGGAACCACCACCAAGAACGGCGGCAUCAAACCGCGCCCCAAGCUGGGCAAGAACCGGCUCAGCAGCUUCACCUCCGGCAGUUGGAACCCGUUCCGUCGGACGCAGAGUCUGGGCAAGAUUUUCUAACUUGUUUUUGAAAAACUGUUUCGCGUUAUCUUUACACACAAAAGUUUAGUGUUUACAAAUUGUACAGUCACACCUGGGCUCGAUUCGCCAGCGCGCGAAUGUCCAGCUGUGUGAAGAAAGAAGCCCCCGCGCACGCAAAAACAAAUUCUUUUUUACGUUUUUAAAUGCACUUUAUUCUUUACAUUUUAACCUAAGCAGUUUUAAGGGUUUAUUUUUUAUUGUUUUGUAAAAAGAAGGAUGCCAUCAAGUAGCGUGUACUUUAAAUUUAAACAGCCUAAUUUAUACAAGUUUUCCCCCUCUUUUAAACCUUCGAUUCACCUCCUGAAAAAAAGUGAGAGCCCGGCAACAUAUUUAUUGAUUUUAAACAGUGCAGCAGAAGGUCCUCCUCCUUGGCGGCAAGCGGUUGAUUCUGUUUUUAAAAGACGGCUGAAGACAAUUGAUUGAAAUAGAAGUUAGUUUUAGUUGAACAACUAGAAAUGGAAAUGAGUGUAAAUUUACCGAUUGAUAAGUCUUCAUUUCUUAUUUUGAGAAAAUUUAAUUGUAAGAUUAAUCGAUCGAGAGAAAUAAUCCAGCAGGAAUUAUAUUUAACGUAAAAGAGAAUAAAUAUAUUUCGUACAGUGCUCCUGAAAAUAA